This is a messenger RNA of Lachancea lanzarotensis, 993 nucleotides long. Its product is annotated as LALA0S01e06194g1_1. NCBI's taxonomy places the organism in Eukaryota, Fungi, Ascomycota, Saccharomycetes, Saccharomycetales, Saccharomycetaceae. The transcript has a single exon. Bases 1 to 993 code for a protein of 330 amino acids. The record is from RefSeq and is a predicted model, not a curated record.
AUGGCCAGUUCUUUUCUAUCCAUCUACUCUGAUAGCUGGACUCUGUCCGAGCGACCCGGGUCAAACUUGAUCCAACUCGAGGCGCAGACCGGCACUGGAAGUGACUCUUGUUCCAGUACUAGUCAUAAACUUCGCCGACUAACGGCUGAGCCGGAGUUGGCCGAACCCCUUUUAACCGAUUCAACGCUUGCCGCGCUUUCUAUUGCAGAACGUUCUACAGAAACUUUACGACGCGUAAGCGAAAGUAUGCGACGAGAUCACGUGCCGGUUUCCCCGCAGUUAAUCAUGCAUCGUCACGCGUGGGACGUAGAGAAACCUGCACAAGCGCGGUUCCCGCUGGACCACGUGCCCAUCAAAUGCAACAUUCUGCAGGCGCUAUGCGAUCUUCUCAGCGAGUAUCUGAGCCGCGUGAAUGCUGCAGGCCCGGGGCCUGCAGCGACGGCGCCGCUCGAGCAUGUCGCCAAGGUGCUGCACUAUCUUAACAAGCUGAUCCAGGCUGCACAGCUGGACCCUGGCAUGCAGCUGCAGCUGCAGCUGCAUGCGCAACACCGCCGUGCGGUGUCUUCUGCUGAGUCGCAUGACGGCGAGUUCGGCUCCGGCAGGUCGCGCAUCUUCAACCGGUUCUUCGCCCCGGCUAAGAGCCGCGGAGCCUCUUCUGCCAACUCCCACACACAUACCCGCACCGUUUCCGCGGCUACCAAGAGCACAAUCACGGUGAUGCCGGUCGGUUCCGCCGCCGCUGGCACCGGCUCAUCUCCAGAAGAACCCGGUCCAUCUUUGGGAUCGGCUCAUAAGAUACAGGACUAUGCUAGCAUGCACACCUACAAAGAAAGCAUAGCAUCGCUCGCAGCAGUGCUGCGAACCGUGCCACAUACAGACCAGAACAAUAUUGUGUUUCAUUUUGUCGACCAUAGCAUCAAUCCAUUUAUCAUAAAAGACUGCAGGGCGUUGCUGCGCUACUACGUGGAACAAGAAACUAUCUUACGACUGUAG